AACCAAAGCAAGUCACUGCCGUGUUUGACAUCAAAAGCCACGAAAGCUCGUAGCAUAUACACUAUAGAGAGAGAAAAUUCUAGAGGGAGAGAGAGAGAGUUUAUUUGUGUAAUCCGGCGUUUAUACUUUCGUGCUUUGCAAUCUUGUUUGGUUUCUCUGAUACUUUGAGUGAAUUUCUAGGAAAAAGUUGAAAUUUUCUUGGCUAGAUUUGAUCGCAGAAAAGCGAGAUUGGUCGAUGAACAACAAAAUUUCCCGUGAAGUUUGUGUUGAUUGAUUGAUUGAGCCAGGAAGAUGAGGGGAGUGAAUGGAGAGAUGAGAGGAGUGAACAAUACUUUUGAGACCAUAAACGCUGCUGCGAAUGCGAUCGCUAUGGCUGAGAAUCGUGUGCGUCAAGCUUCAGUUCAGGUUGACUUUGAGUUUUUGAGAAAGUCUAUGGCUUUAGCUUGAAGGAGAUUUGAAGUUCCAGUGCUUUGCUUUAGUAAGAUGCGGUUUACAUGUUGGCAUGUUCUUUGAAGGAAUGAAGCUUUUUGGGAAUUUAAUGGCUAUUUGUUUUUGUUGAUGGAACAAGGUUUUCUAACUACUUAUCCUAGGAAUUAGAUGCGAAAUAAAUUCAUGUGACAAGCUCUGCUGCUUGUGACAUUGCUAGCUGUCUAGCUGCAUGGCAUGUUGCAGUUUGUUUUCAGCAAAGAUCUUUUAUUCCAUUUGAAAUUUAGCCGUUUUUUUUUCCUGAUGAAUAUGAUCAGAAUCAUUAUUGGCAGGGUGAAUUUCAUUUGGAUGAGAGAACCUAGUGCUUUGCUGAUACCAAUACUUUUGAAGUGUAAAAGGAGAUGGGGAAGUUGGUUGAACGUAUAUUGGUGUUUUGGAUCUCACAAACACAACAAACGAAUUGGGCAUGCUGUCCUUGUUCCUGAAACAACAGCCGCAGGAGGAGAGGUCCCUGCACCUCAAAAUCAGGCCCAAGCACCUUCCAUAGUGCUUCCCUUCAUCGCACCUCCAUCCUCUCCUGCAUCUUUUCUUCAGUCAGAGCCGCCUUCUGCUGCCCAAUCACCAUCUGGUUUACUGUCCCUCACCUCUAUAUCUGCCAGCAUGUACUCCCCCAGUGGGCCUGCCAACAUUUUUGCUAUUGGCCCUUACGCCCACGAGACACAGUUAGUGUCACCGCCAGUGUUCUCAACUUUCACCACCGAACCAUCAACUGCUCCCUUCACUCCUCCUCCGGAGUCUGUACACUUGACUACACCCUCCUCGCCUGAGGUGCCCUUUGCUCGGCUUCUUGACCCCAGUAACCAAAAUGGUGAAGUUGGUCUGAGUUUCCCAUUCCCUUUAACACACCAAGAAUUUCAAUCCUAUCAAUUAUACCCUGGAAGCCCAGUCAGUCAUUUAAUUUCACCUGGCUCAGGCAUCUCUGCUUCAGGCACCUCAUCUCCUUUUCCUGACAGUGAGUUUGCUCCUGGUCAUCCCCACUUCCUUGAGUUUCGUACUGGUGAGCUUCCCAAGCUUUUGAAUCUUGACAAGCUGUCUCCCCAUCAAUGGGGAUCACGGCAAGGAUCUGGUACUUUGACCCCAGAUGCCGUGGGGCCUAGAUCUCGUGACAAUUUUCUCUUGGAUCGUCCGAAUUCUGAUGUUGCUCCUCUCACAAAUCUAUUCAAUGAAUUGCGGAAUUAUGAAACUGUAGUUGAUCAUAGAGUUUCAUUUGAGAUAACUUCAGAAGCAAUCAGAUGCGUGGAAAACAAACCGGCAACAUUGCUCAAGGCUGCAUCAGUAUCUCUGGAGAAUACAGAACAUUCUGCCAAAGGAGUAAAAAAUUUGAUUGACACAGCAAAUGGUCAUGAAUGCCGUGCUGGAGAAACAUCAGACAACUUAUCAGAAAAAGCUUCUGCAGAUGGGGAGGGUAGACAGCAGCAGCAGCAUCAAAAGCACCGGUCGCCCACUCUUGGGUCUGUCAAGGAAUUCAACUUCGACAAUGCAGAUGGUGGAAACUCUGAUCAGACUAAUAGUGGCUCUGACUGGUGGGCCAAUGAGAAGGUUCCUGGGAAGGGUGUUGAGCCAUGCAAGAACUGGUCCUUCUUUCCGGUGAUGCAGACAGGUGUCAGCUAGCUGUUAUGCAUCCCUUUGGCGCUUUUAUGCAGCGCUGUAGGGGUAUUCACGGCUUCGCCUGAACAUUCUGAAUUCUGAACCCUCCCAUCGCUGACCAUUUCAGAGGUAUGAAGCCAAAUGGUAACAGGUUUUGUUCAUUUUGGAUGAAGGGAGGGUUGCAUACAUGAAGUCUAUUUUUUUUAGCACUUCCUGAGAUUAAAAAAGGAGACAGAUGAAACUCUAUUACUAGGAUUAACAUCAAUAGCGUACUGUUUUCCCUGUUUAUUGUCGAAACAAAUGAAGUAACACCGUCUAAGUGAUGCCUGUGUGCCUUCCAUAUGUAAUAUAAAUAGUAGAUAGAUAGAACAGUGGUAACAUUAUGCUGGUAAAUUGCUGAUGAUUACGAGAAAGUUGAACUUGUACAUGAAUGCUAUUGGUGUCUCUCAUGUAACACACCAAGUAUUGGCGCUCUUCUGGUCCAGGAUUAAAGGUGGUUCUAGUCCAGGAUUAAAGGGAGUUGACGAGAGAGGUGACAUUUUGGUAAGAGUAAUGUUAUUUAGGCCUAAAAAUUUGAUAGUAAUUGACAAUAUUUGUGUGUGUGCCA
Molecule: messenger RNA, 2680 nt
Organism: Ilex paraguariensis (yerba mate)
Lineage: Eukaryota; Viridiplantae; Streptophyta; Magnoliopsida; Aquifoliales; Aquifoliaceae
Source: the annotation of a GenBank genome assembly